Tachyglossus aculeatus (Australian echidna) is the source of this 959-nucleotide messenger RNA. RefSeq names its product mediator complex subunit 8 (gene MED8). Lineage: Eukaryota; Metazoa; Chordata; Mammalia; Monotremata; Tachyglossidae. Gene Ontology annotation, biological process: regulation of transcription by RNA polymerase II. The record is from RefSeq and is a predicted model, not a curated record. Gene Ontology annotation, molecular function: RNA polymerase II cis-regulatory region sequence-specific DNA binding; transcription coregulator activity. Gene Ontology annotation, cellular component: mediator complex; core mediator complex.
GAGCAGCACCGGAAGUGGGCCGCCCUCCGGCCGCCAUGCAGAGGGAGGAGAAGCAGCUGGAGGCGUCGGUGGAUGCCCUGCUGAACCAAGUGGCGGACCUGAAGACCUCCCUGGGGAGCUUCAUCUACAAGUUGGAAAACGAGUACGACCGGCUGACCUGGCCCUCCGUCCUGGACAGCUUUGCCUUGCUCUCCGGACAGCUGAACACCUUGAACAAGGUGCUGAAACAUGAGAAGACACCGCAGCUUCGCAACCAGGUCAUCAUCCCACUCGUACUGUCCCCGGACCGGGAUGAGGACCUCAUGCGGCAGACCGAAGGCCGGGUCCCGGUGUUCAGCCACGAGGUGGUUCCCGAUCACCUACGAACCAAGCCCGACCCGGAGGUGGAAGAGCAGGAGAAGCAGCUGACCUCAGACGCGGCCCGGAUCGGGGCAGACGCGGCCCAGAAGCAGAUCCAGAGUCUGAACAAAAUGUGCUCAAACCUCUUGGAGAAGAUCAGCAAAGAGGAGCGAGAAUCCGAAAGCGGAGGUCUCCGGCAGAACAAGCAAACCUUCAACCCAGCCGACACCAACGCACUCGUCGCAGCCGUGGCUUUCGGGAAGGGGCUGUCUAACUGGAGGCCCCCCGUGGCCGGCGGCCCGGGUCAGACCGGCCAGCCCGCGGCCGGGGCCAUGAUGGCGGGAGGCUCGGGCCUGCAGCAGCAGCAGCAGCAGGUCCCCAUGGCGGGGGGCCCCGGCCAGCAACAGCAGCAGGCCCUGCUCGCCGGGGUGCAGAUGGCUCAGGCGGGCCAGCCGGGGAAGAUGCCAAGUGGCAUAAAAACCAACAUCAAGUCAGCGUCGAUGCACCCUUACCAGCGGUGAGGGAGCGUGGGAGGAGCCAGGCCCCGACGCUACUCCCCCGACCUGGACGCGGUCCUACGGCGGCGGCUGGGAUCCUGAAUCUCUGGGGAUGGGAGUCCU